UCUGGUAUUUUCCCCCCUCAGAGAGAGAGCAUCUCACGCAGCACACAGGCACCAGCAUCAGCAUCGGCUGCGGACGCGACGCGCAGCACUGAAUGAUCCCACGCACCGUAAACACAUUUUACUGACUACACACUUGAGUGUCAUUGCUCAGAGAUUACAGGCAAAGGUUUUCCACCGUUGUGGGACGGGGGAAUGAUAAACCCCGGAUCCCCCGGGCCGUUGUACAGUUCGUAAGGAUGCGAUCUCUGAGCCCACCCUGGGCCUCGCUACUCACCGAGGCUUUCCUCAUCACAACAGUCGCCGUCAGCGCCGCAAUGGCAGUUGUGGGACAUUGUCCUCGGAGUCUGGACUGUGCCCGGGAGCGACGGCACUUCUGCCAGCCCGGCUCUUCACACUGCGGCCCAUGCCUAGACCCAUUUGUGGAGAACAAACGAGGGAAGUGUGUGAUCAGGAGACAAUAUCAACCUGCAGUCAAGGUCAGCCAUCUCCCAGAGCUGGAUGAAGAGAUAGACAUUCUCUCCUCCAUCAUCAGCAAACACAGAGAAUCAGAGAUGAAACACUCAGCCCCCUCUCCAGCUGCAUCCAAAGCCCCUGAGGAUGGAUCGUGGCAGAGCGGUCAGCACAGAGCAGAGGCUUCUCCUACUGCUGCUACAUCAGAACAGCCUCUGACAAGUGCCCUGACCACCGCCGCCUCUACCACCAGACCAGCCUCACACACUCCCUUUAUCUCUGCUGUGCACAGUGCCCCCUUUAUCAUCCCGUACCCCUCAGAGGACCACUCUUUCAUCAUAUUUUUGGGUGUGUUUCUCAUGGUGGGCUCAGUUGCCAUGGUCUUGACCGGUGUGUGUUGGGUCAGGAUGCAGAGAGGAAAUCGUCUGGCCCAGAAGGUUGAUUAUCCUGCUUUUGGGUUAAUAGGUCCCAAUUCUGACAGUGGCAUGACUGGAGAUAAAACACUUGCCCAGAGUGCCCAGAUGUACCACUUUCAGCUUCAGAAGCAGCAAAUGAUGUCACUGAAGCAACGAAGUGAUUCCAAGAUUCCUGAGUCAGGAGCCACUUCAGAUGAGGAAAAUGAAGACGGAGACUUCACUGUGUAUGAGUGCCCAGGACUUGCCCCAACCGGGGAAAUGGAAGUGAAGAAUCCACUGUUCGAUGACUCCACCUUUCAUCUUCACCUGCAGAGAAGUUACAACUAAACACGAGUACUCAGAGGACGCAUCACUUCACGCAUGAAAUCCCAAUGGUGUGCUUUCCUCAUCUGAUCCAUUAAUGCGAGGUCACAAAAGUCAUCUGCACUUGCAGCAUGGUUCGCGUGGACAUUUGAGAGCAUUUUUCUUUUGUGCUGUUAAAUGCAGCUUCCACCCAUGAACAGAAAACAGAAUGCAUUGCAACACUGACAGAAAUAAUUCACUUUGUCAACAUGUUGAUUCACACAUACACAAGCACCCUUUCUAAGGACCAGGACCCUGCGCUGUAGUAGCUUUCUGUUUAACGGCAAAUGUGUAAAAGCAUUGCAUGGAUUUCUGAUCAAGAGUCGCACCCAUCCUGUAUAAUCAUGCACAGGUCGUGUCACUUUCUUUAAGUCUUCUGGACCUGUUUGAUAGUUACGUCCACUAUAAACAUACUGUACGUAAGAGCCUGUGCAACCUCAGUGCUCUCAAAAAGCUUGAACAUGCUCUGCUCUUGAUACCAGCUCAAGACUCAUUUAAUAUCAGUUCUGUUAUGACGUCUUCUGUAGUAUAUUGUGAAUACUGUGCAAUUGAAAGGAAACAUAUUUAUAGAAUUAAUUGUUUGAACAUAUCUUGCCUGCAAACACUAGUCAUAUUUAGAACGGACGUGGAAGUUGAUGGACCUUGAGGAGCAACGUAAAUGAUACAAUUAGCAUAUCUACCAAAUUCGUCUGUGACUGUAUUUUUUAAAAUACCAAUGGUGAUUUUAAUAUUUUUUUAUAAUUGUGCUCACAAAAAAUAACCCUUAAUGAUAUUAUGUAGCCUCUGUAUAAUCAGAACAGUCCUACUAUGCAUGAUAGUCAGUGUGCAUUUCUGGUUAGAACAAAAACACAUAUGAAAUUGAAUUUUUUUAACAAACCCAGCAAAAACAAAAAGAUCUGAUUUGCAGUGUAACACAUUGUAUAUAGCUGCUAUUGUGUACAGGCCAGGAUUCUCCGAUCUGUGUGCGGUAACCUCUGUGCUAGAUCACUAACGGUGGCGUGAUAUAGUUUGAUUCUGGAGCGUGUGUCGCCCGCUGCUGUUUCUCAGGAAAUCUGCCAACAGUAGCCAGUUUCUGUGCAGCAUUUUCUGUAAUUCCUACAGGGGAGCUGUUCAGGUUCCUCUGGACCUUAUUCCUUUGAAUCUUCUAGUCAAAAUCUGUGGAAGUGUCGUCAUUCUUUCAAUGUUGCAUUGGGGCAAAGCAAAGCCCUUAAAAUUAGAAAUGUGCCUCCUUUAACAUCCUCUAAUUGUUUUAUGAAACAGUCAUUGUGGGGACGUUAACUACACUUUUCAAAAUAAGUCAUGAUGGUUUUUAGUUAAUAAACCUUUUUCAGCUACUGAGAUUGCCUGACAUGCAUGUAAAGAUGGAAUAUAUAAAGAGGAAAUAAAUAUUUAUAUCAGCUCA
Cyprinus carpio (common carp) is the source of this 2610-nucleotide messenger RNA. Its product is annotated as neural proliferation differentiation and control protein 1-like. Gene Ontology annotation, cellular component: membrane. The record is from RefSeq and is a predicted model, not a curated record. NCBI's taxonomy places the organism in Eukaryota, Metazoa, Chordata, Actinopteri, Cypriniformes, Cyprinidae.